Entamoeba invadens IP1 is the source of this 1638-nucleotide messenger RNA. Its product is annotated as uridine cytidine kinase I, putative. The record is from RefSeq and is a predicted model, not a curated record. The coding region runs from base 1 to 1638 and encodes 545 amino acids. Lineage: Eukaryota; Evosea; Mastigamoebida; Endamoebidae. Gene Ontology annotation, cellular component: cytoplasm. Gene Ontology annotation, molecular function: kinase activity; ATP binding. The transcript has a single exon.
AUGUUGUCUGUGUGUUCUGUAGUUUACAACGAGAAGCUUUAUACGAUGAAAUAUCCUAUUACCUGUGAUGAGGUGAUCAAAGAAUUAAAAAUCCAAGGACAGCCGGCGGUUAUAGUUGGCUUAAAAGUGAAUGGGAUAGUGCAGAGCAUCAACUCCUAUGUGACCACAUCGAGGUGUACGGUGUCCCCAUGUUACCUUCGUUGUGUCGAAGGACAGAACAUGUGUCGCCGAAGUGAACUUCUCUUGACAAGAUAUGCAAUUCAUCGCCUCAGUCCCGACGUGGAGAUGACUAUAGUUGGCGAAUAUGGUGAUUGCACCAAAUUCCAAAUGAAACCAAUACCCAAAAUCGAUACUGCCGCGUUAAAUGAAGAAUUCAAACACCUCCAUACUAAGCAAAUUUACUCAGUCUCACUCCCUCAUAACUUUCUUAGACUUUGCUUCGUCGAAACUCAUCAACCACAUUCAAAUUCAUUAAUCGAAUCGUUGAAUUCACCAGCGUAUGACUGCGCUAUGAUCGACGAUUUCCCUGUUCUCUCUUUGUCUCAGCCAUAUCUCUCCAACCCUGACAUGUUACAAGAGAUCUCCACAUUAGAUGUGGAGAACACUGCAGACUCAUCUUAUUUGACAGUCCACUUCCCUCCACUGAUCCACACUGAUUCAUUCUUUUACGAAGACUCCCCCGUCGUGACUUGUCCUUACCCCCUUGACCCGGGUUUGGAUGUCGGGGCGGUGAACAAAAGUGUUGUACAGAAGCAACACAAAGAGAGGAUGAUGGAGGCGGAGAACCACCACAUUCAACAACUUUCGAAGUUGAUUGAAAUCGUUCAGACGAAGAAGACUAAAUUAGUUUUAAUAGCUGGGCCGAGUAGUUCUGGGAAGACGAAUUUUUCGCAUAAAGUAGCUCUUGGGUUACAAGGGGUUGGGUAUUCUCCGCUUGUCUUAUCUAUUAAUAACUAUUAUGUCCACAAGAAUUACUGUCCAUUGGACGCCAAUGGGAAACGGGACUGGGAGUGCAUUGACUCGUUACGACUGGGACUUUUGAACGACCAUUUAACAGCGUUAUUGAAGGGCAAGGAAGUUGUUGUGCCACAAUUUGACUUCAUCACGUCGACGCCGAUCAGCACGAAGGGGAAAACUGUUAAACUUGCGCCGAAUGGGAUUAUAGUGAUGGAGGGGAUCCACUGCUUGAAUGAACGACUGACCGAAAAAGUCCCGCAUGAGAAAAAGGUGAAGGUCUUCAUAGCGCCGCUGUCGAACGGGAUUUGUUUAACGGACGACGUGAUGCUGGACAACAACUUUUUGCGAAUACAACGGCGCAUGACACGAGAUAGUCUUGAAAGGGGGUAUACUGCAAAGAAGACAUUAGACAUGUGGGAUCAAGUAGCUGGGUCUGAAAAGACUUGGGUGUAUCCUUUCAUCAAAGAUGCUGAUUUUGUGUUCACGACGUUCUUAACGUACGAAGUGAAUGUGUUGACCACAUUCUCAUUGAAUUUACUUCGUACAAUAGGGAAUGAUGAUGUGUCGUAUGGAUUUGCACAGUCGUAUCUGCGUCUCUUGUCAUAUUAUGUGACUCUCGACUCUGCAGACGUCUCGAAGAAUUCAGUCAUGAGGGAUUUCAUAGGGGAUGGCGUGUUUUGA